AUGUUCAAAUAUUCUGUCCGUUUUGAUUCUGAGGAUGGAGCGCUUGCGGCGAUGUCCAUUGACCUGGGUUCGGAAUUCAUCAAAAUUGCCAUCGUAAAGCCUGGAGUGCCUAUGGAAAUUGUACUCAACAAGGAAAGCCGUCGGAAAACUCCACAUACCCUAGUUAUUAGGAACAAUGAGCGCUUUUUCGCCGAAGCUGCAGCCGCUAUGGCAGUCAAGUACCCGCAGGCUGGAUAUCAACAUAUUCUCUCACUUUUGGCCAAGCAGAAUGGUGAUCCUAGUGUUGAACUAUAUAAGAAAAGGUUCCCGUUCGUGGCGUUGGGCUUUGACGAAGUGAGAAAAACCGUAGUAUUUCCGUCAGAUAACGUCACAUACAAUGUGGAAACUCUGCUUGCCAUGAUUCUUUGGUCAGCUAGACAGACAACUGAAGCUUAUGCUGGGCAGAGGGUUAAGGAUUGUGUGAUUGCGGUACCCAUCUACUUCAACCAAGCAGAGCGUCGUGCUCUCGUUACCGCGGCCGAUAUUGCCGGUUUAAAUUUACUUCAACUCCUAAAUGACGGAACUGCUGCUGCUCUUAAUUACGGAGUAUUUCGGAGAAAGGAAAUUACGGAUAAGCCCCAAACGAUGAUGAUCUACGACAUGGGAGCAACGAAGACCACGGCCACUAUUGUCGAGUACGUCCUUGAGCCCGAUAAGACCAGCAAGGUUUCCAAGACAUCAAACCCUGUCGUGAAAACCAUAGGAGUUGGCUACGAUAGGACUUUAGGAGGAUACGAGAUUUCACUCAGAAUGAGAGAUCAUUUGGUGAAGGUCGUUCGUGAAACUAUGAAAACAUCUACAGACAUUACCGAAAGUCCAAGAAGCAUGGCGAAGUUGUUAAAGGAAGCUGAUCGUGUCAAACAGGUACUAUCUGCCAACAAGUACCAUUUCGCACAAGUUGAAGGCCUCCAUGAGGAGCAAAACUUCCGCGCCAAGGUAACUCGUGAAGAACUGGAGGAACUGAUCACCGAUUUGGAGCCUCGUUUCAUCCAGCCCAUCACAGAUGCUUUGGUUAUGGCUGGUAAGACGAUGGAACAGAUAGAUCAGUUCGUAUUGAUGGGAGGUGGAACUCGAGUGCCAAAAAUUCAAGAGGUGCUGAAAACUGUGCUAAAUGGAAAGGAAAUUGGACAUUUUCUCAAUACUGAUGAGGCAAUCGCUCUCGGAGCCGUGUAUCAAGCCGCUGAUCUUUCCAAAUCAUUUAGAGUCUUGCCGUUUGGUGUUAAAGAAAUGGUGUUGUAUCCGAUCCAAGUCGCUUUCAAAACAAAGUCUGAAGAUGGGACCUACAAGGACGUUGCUCGUCAGAUCUUCGGACAUAAAUCUUUCUACCCUACAAACAAGAAAAUUAUAACUUUCCAGUCUUACACUGACGAUUUUGAGGUUGACCUUCGAUACGGAGCUUUGGAGCAUUUGAAUGAUGAACAGAAAAAACAAUUUGGAUCAACAGAAGUGGCACAAAUCUCUGUCAAAGGACUUGCACCAGCAAUCGAAAAUAAUGGAUCUUGUGCGGAGUGUGAAAUCAAGGGUGUGAAGACUACUUUCGGCGUUGAUCUUUCCGGUAUUGUUUAUGUUACAAAGACGGAUUUUGUAGUGGAUCAGAAACCAUCAGCAGAG
This is a messenger RNA of Cylicostephanus goldi, 1650 nucleotides long. The record is from the annotation of a GenBank genome assembly. NCBI's taxonomy places the organism in Eukaryota, Metazoa, Nematoda, Chromadorea, Rhabditida, Strongylidae.